UUCGCGCCAAAACAUCAAAUAAAUACCUUCCUUUCACAAUCAUCCAACAAAUUUUCAAUUCAUAGGUGUACUAUUUGACGUGUUUUGUUACGUAUUGUUACAAAAAAAGUAGUACUGACAAUCUGAAACAGCAUUAUAUUUAGCAAUAAUGGAAUCUAAUGGAAUAGAUUUAAACCAUGACGAAUACCAAUAUCUUAAACUUGUGAAAGAAAUUAUAGAUAAAGGCGACAAAAGGAUUGAUAGAACUUGUGUGGGUACACUGUCAGUAUUCGGGGCAAUGCAAAGGUAUUCUCUAAGAAAUAACAUAUUACCACUAUUAACAACUAAAAGAGUGUUUACAAGGGGUGUAAUUGAAGAGUUACUGUGGAUGAUAUCUGGUUCAACAGAUAGCAAAGUUCUUGCCCAAAAAGGAGUUCACAUUUGGGAUGCUAAUGGCUCCAGAGCAUUUCUUGAUAAUUUAGGUUUCACUGACAGAGAGGAGGGUGACCUCGGUCCUGUGUAUGGUUUCCAAUGGAGACACAGUGGGGCCAAAUAUAUUGAUGCAAAGACUGAUUAUACUAACCAGGGGAUUGAUCAACUCCAAAAUGUUAUAAACACUAUUAAAAAUAAUCCAGCCGACAGGAGGAUGAUAAUGUGUGCAUGGAAUCCGUCAGAUCUCAGUCAAAUGGCUCUACCUCCUUGUCAUUGUCUUGUUCAGUUCCAUGUGGCUAAUGGAAAAUUGAAUUGCUUAAUGUAUCAAAGGAGUGCAGAUAUGGGGCUGGGCGUGCCAUUUAACAUUGCCAGCUAUUCGCUUUUGACACACAUGAUUGCACAUGUCACAGGAUUAGAGGCAGGUGAGUUUGUACACACGACAGGUGAUACUCAUGUAUAUUUAAAUCAUAUUGAACCAUUACAGAAGCAAUUAGAGAGAAAACCAAAACCAUUUCCAACACUGGAAUUUGCUCGGAAAGUUGAAACAAUUGACGAUUUCAAAUAUGAAGACUUUAUCAUAAAAAAUUAUAAUCCCCAUCCUAAAAUUGAAAUGGAAAUGGCUGUAUAACAAGCUUAAAUAAUGUUCAUAUUUUUUUCUUUACAUAUUAAUAUCUAGAUUUUAAAAAAUAGGUCAAAUUAUUUUA
Molecule: messenger RNA, 1115 nt
Organism: Papilio xuthus (Asian swallowtail)
Lineage: Eukaryota; Metazoa; Arthropoda; Insecta; Lepidoptera; Papilionidae
Gene: Tyms
Product: thymidylate synthase
Exons: 5
Coding region: 149-1039 (296 amino acids)
Biological process (GO): dTMP biosynthetic process
Cellular component (GO): cytosol; mitochondrion
Molecular function (GO): thymidylate synthase activity
Source: RefSeq, a predicted model, not a curated record